AUGUCGGAAGGCUUACCUCAGGGUUCUGUCCUUAGUCCCUUGUUGUUCAACGUAUACACGGCACACCUUCAAAAUGAGAUUGGCCAGGACGCUCGGAUCAUGCAAUAUGCAGAUGAUCUAAUAUUAUCACAUAGUGGAGUGUCAUUAAAUGAUGUGAUCAAAAAAAUGGAUCAGACCAUGACGUCAUUUGGAAAAUGGACCACAUCACUGGGAUUUUCAAUCUCCGAGAAUAAAAGUGCAGUAUCGUUUUUCACCAGACAAAGGAAUUCUAUUGCGAUGGAGUCAAUAAAAUUAGGUAGAUACACCUUAAAAAUACAAACUACCACAAAAUGUCUGGGUUUGACUAUAGAUAACAAAUUACGAUGGGGUCCACAUUUGGAAAAUCUGUCAAGAAAAUGUGAAGAUGCAUUAAAUAUCUUGAGAGUAUUAAAUCACAUGAUGUAUGGCGCUGACGUGAAGGUUGCAAUCAGGAUAUAUAAACAGCUUAUAUUAUCUAAACUUGAUUAUGGCUGCUUCAUUUAUGGGGAUGCAAGUAAAAAUCUACUACGCAAACUGGAUACCCUGCAAAAUAAAGCUAUAAGGUAUUGCCUGGGAGUUUUGCGUUCAACGCCCAUUAACGCCUUACAUGUGGAAGCACACAUAAUGCCUCUGCAUUUGAGGAGGAAACUGUUAGCAACGAAAUUCGUUAUUGACAGAAUAAGGUCCAACAACGUAGAGGUGAUACAAAAAAUUAGUAGUGCUAACAACUGUCAGAACAGACAAUAUUGGCAGAAUAAGAAGAAACCUAUACUUAUGUCAGUGAUCUCAGAAACUGAAUACAAAUGCAAGCCAUUAGAAGAACAAAACAAAGCAACAAAAUUCUACUUCAACUAUGAAAUCACGACUACAAACCUUCAAAAUAUCAUACAGACGGAAUUUUGUAAUAUAUAUAGCAGUCCAAUUGAUUGGGGGUAUAGAUUAGAAAUUGAAGAUAAAAUUAAAAACACGUUUCCGGACUUCGAGGUUUUCUUCACAGAUGGUUCAAAAGGUCCUGAGGGCGUAGGUGCUUGCAUCUAUCAUCAGAACACUAACUUAUAUACUAAAUAUAAGUUAGAUAUAAAUGCGUCGAUUUAUACAGCUGAAAUGUACGCCAUAAACAAAUGUAUUCGGAACAUCGCCUCACUUAGCUUGGAGAAAGCCGUUGUAUUCAGUGAUAGCCGAUCAUCUUUAGAGAGCCUGCUAUCUAUAGGCAGGGACCCAAGUUUUUUAGUGUUAGAUACUCUUAAUCAUAUACAUAACAUACUCUCGAAAAGAAAAUCCGUUUACUUAAUUUGGAUCAAGAGUCAUAUUGGAGUAACAGGGAAUGAAGCUGCUGACAAAGGAGCAAAAGAUGCAAUAAACACGGGUAUAAUCGUAGAAGAUGGAAUAUCCCACCAAGAUAUCAAAAACCUAUUUAAGGCAAAGAUAUACAAGGAGUGGCAAUUGGAAUUCCAAGAGUCAAGUCGUGAAAAAGGACAGUUUUAUGCAGCCAUACAAGAACAAAUUCCUGUCAGACCAUGGUUGACAAAUUUACGAGGAGUCGUCAUUUUUACUGCAUUUUUAAUCGUCUGA
Ctenocephalides felis (cat flea) is the source of this 1590-nucleotide messenger RNA. RefSeq lists its product as uncharacterized. Gene Ontology annotation, molecular function: RNA-DNA hybrid ribonuclease activity; nucleic acid binding. The record is from RefSeq and is a predicted model, not a curated record. The coding region runs from base 1 to 1590 and encodes 529 amino acids. The transcript has a single exon. Lineage: Eukaryota; Metazoa; Arthropoda; Insecta; Siphonaptera; Pulicidae.